AUUAUUUCAAUGUAAAAUUCGAUGUACUCGUAUCCAGAGCCGUAAAACAUUUAUAAAAAAAAAAGUAAAAUUCGGCGGUGAAGUAUAAACAAUAACAUGUAAAAGUCACGAAGUGAUAAUCUACCUUAUUCUAAUAGAUAUUUAUCGUGAAAAUUACCAGUAAAAAUUUCUGUUCUUAAUUUUUAUAUUUUAUGUUAUAUAUCAGUUUAUCAUCAUAAAAAACAAUGCGCAACGUAGAAAUAAAAGCCGUUGUACAUGAUAUGGAAAAAAUCUGUAAGAUCGCUGAAGAACUUAGCGGUGGCAAACCAGAAAUAAUACAUCAGGAUGAUACAUUCUAUAAAACGAAUAAUGGUAGAUUAAAGAUGAGAAUAUACGCUGAUAACUCAGCCACACUUGUUAGAUACAGCCGAAGCGACGUGUCGGGUCCGAAGUUGAGUGAUUACGAUCUUCUACAAUUUUCUAAUAGCGAAUCAGAAAAAGUUAAACAAUUGGACGAUAUCCUGAAAAAGUGUAUGGGAGCUAAAGGGAGAGUUAUAAAAGAGCGCAAACUCUACAUGGUAGGACAGACUCGUGUCCAUAUAGACAAAGUCGAGGAAUUGGGUGAGUUCAUGGAGUUGGAAGUAGUUCUACGUCCAGAACAAACACUCGAGGAGGGUCAGGAUAUAGCCAAAGACAUACAAAUGAAGCUCGGUGUGAAAGAUGAAGAUUUAAUACAAUGUGCAUAUGUUGAUUUGUUGGAAAAUAAAUCUGUUUAGAUAUUAAAGACUAUUUUGAUAAUUUUUUUUUAAAUUAUAACUAAUAGUAAGUGUAAUAAAACUUAAAUUAUAAUUAUUACAACUUUUAAAUAAAAAUUAAAUCAUUUAAUGAA
This is a messenger RNA of Danaus plexippus (monarch butterfly), 868 nucleotides long. RefSeq lists its product as uncharacterized. The transcript has 2 exons. NCBI's taxonomy places the organism in Eukaryota, Metazoa, Arthropoda, Insecta, Lepidoptera, Nymphalidae. The coding region runs from base 225 to 755 and encodes 176 amino acids. The record is from RefSeq and is a predicted model, not a curated record.